Phoenix dactylifera (date palm) is the source of this 2088-nucleotide messenger RNA. The record is from RefSeq and is a predicted model, not a curated record. Lineage: Eukaryota; Viridiplantae; Streptophyta; Magnoliopsida; Arecales; Arecaceae.
AUUUUGCGUAGCCGAGAAGCGGUGACCAGGCCGUAAAGGGCGUGCUUCGAUGCUUGAGAGGAGAAAGAGAGAGACGCCGCUUAGAAAGAAUAUUUUCGCUGCUGAUGAAGCCGAGACGAUUGAAAGGCCACAAGGCAGCGGUCGCCUGCUGCAUCGCCUCACGGGCCCGUCCCGGGAUCAUCGCUUCUUCCGGCGAGGAUGGUCGCAUCUGCUGGUUUGAUUUGCGGUGCAAGGAUGUUCUGUUUACCAUUGAUUUAGGGGAGCAGCCUAUUUCUUCUUUAUGUUUCAAAGCAGGAAAUGAAGCUAUUGUCUAUGCCUCCUCAGGUACUAAAGUCUCAUGCUUGGACAUUCAUAUGGUCUCUUCUUGGAAGCCAUUGGAGACCUACAACUAUAACAAAGACGAGAUAAAUCAGAUUGCAUACAGCUCAAAGUCAAAUUUCCUUGCUGCUGCCGAUGAUAGUGGUGAUGUUAAGAUCAUUGACACUAGCCAGCAAUGCCUAUACAAAACCUUAAGAGCGGUUCAUACCAGUAUAUGCAGCAGUGUACAGUUCCUCUCUUGGAAGCCUUGGACAGCCAUUACUGGAGGACUUGACUCAAAGCUUGCUAUGUGGGACUUCUCGAGAGGGCGAACGUACAAUGUCAUAGACUAUGGGAUGCCCGAAGUGGACAGCACUGUUUCUUGUGGCAAUGUAGGACAAUGUCUCAAUCCUGCUUUUGUGCACUCAAUAGCAGUCCCUGAAAUGGACAUGUUACAGGGACUGAACAAGGCAUGUGCUGUCGCAAGAGGUGAUGGUGUUGUUGAUGUAAUUGAUCUAGAAUCUGAGCUGGCCACUGUGAAGUCUAAAAAUUUUCAAUCGAGAUCCAAGAAAAGUGAUGUUCAAGCUGCAAAUCAUGCAAUUGGUCGAAAUCUAGUGAAGAGGACUCAACUAGAUUACAGUCUGGGAGGGCAUACUGCUGCUGUAUCUUGUGUGUCUUUUUCAUUGUUUGGGGAGAGAGGCAAGUUUCUCAUUUCAGGGGGAAAUGAUGCAUGCGUGAAGCUGUGGGACUGGUCUAGACAUUUUUGUGCUGAACAAACAAGCUGCAAUAAUGCUUUAAUUUUGAACAUUGAUUUGAAGAAGAAGUACAGCUCAGAGUGCCGGGAUAUUUUGCUGAGAGAUGUGCAUCGAGUUACUUCAAUAUAGAACAGUUGCAGGAGAUGGAUCUGGGUGCAGUUGGGGGGAAGUGAAUCUGCAAAAUAGUUUAUAUAACUACAUACAUGCAGCACCUCAGUUAGAAGUUUCCUACUACAAAGUUUGGGUUUGGGCUGUUAAUUGGCGCCCCCUCCUUUCUCCCAACCCAACCGCACGUCCAUCCAGAUCCACACCCAAAAUCGUGUCUCUGUUCGGGAAACUGCAUGCAUCAUCUGAUGAAAAGCUGGGCCUCAUCAGCUUAACUAGAAGACUGGUCAAAUAACCUUAGCAGAUCUUUGUAUCUAACCAAAGCACUUUUGUUUUUGGCAGGUCAAUUGGCUGUGUACUACUACAACAGAUUCAGAAAACCUUGUUGUAUGCGACACAUCCAAAGUAUUGAAAAUCUAUACUGUCCUUUGACUACAACAGCCUGACCAAAUGGAAAUCAGCUGAAGAUGAAAAAAUUCAAAUUAACUGCAAGAUCCUCAAAAUCUCAUUUAUAAGAGCGGUGAUGGGCGCAUCGAUAUAUCAUUUCAUAACAUUGAGCUACCUAUGUUGCAGUAUGGUACAAGUUCUGACUAGGGCAACACGCUUAUCUCAAGUGCAGCCUUUUCUCCGCUAAUGUGGGAGAAGUUUGGCUUUUUGUUUCAUCGAAUGUUGGGAAUUUUGAUUGGUUUGUAUAAUCAUAUUUUAAGCUAUAUAAAUAUUGCCUUUUGAUGAGAAAUAUACCUAGUUCUUUAGAUUGUAUUCUCUCAAUGAAUUCUUUCAUAGAAGCUCCAGUGGCCCCAAACUGUUAGUGAGUGCAUCUCCUCGUUGUUUUGGUAGCUCAAGUCAUGUUUUUGUUUAUGAGACGUGGCUGUAAAUGUUAUUUAUUCUAUUUUUCUUUGGUUAAUUAUAUAAAAGCAUUGAUUUUUUUUUA